Molecule: messenger RNA, 4401 nt
Organism: Plasmodium adleri (nom. inval.)
Lineage: Eukaryota; Apicomplexa; Aconoidasida; Haemosporida; Plasmodiidae
Product: conserved Plasmodium membrane protein, unknown function
Exons: 2
Coding region: 1-4401 (1466 amino acids)
Source: RefSeq, a predicted model, not a curated record
AUGGGUGUUUUAAAAUUAAAGAGUGAUAAAAAAAAGAAGGAAAGAAAUGAGAAAGAAACAAAAAUAGACUAUCAGAAAUGUAUAAAGAAAACAAAAGUAAGAGAAAAUAUUUUUAUGAAAGGAAGUGUUGAAAAUGAUUUUGAUAUAAGAAUAUUUAUGAAAACAGAUCAUAGUUCAAAUAAAAUUCGUCAAUUAAAUUAUGCAAAAUUAGUUAAAGGGAUAAGAAAAAAUAAAAAUUUAAUACCAAAUAAUAUAGAGAAAAUUAUUGAAAUAUAUGGAUUAGGUAUAGCAGAAGAAGAUAAAAAUAUCCGAAAUUAUUCUUCCAAAAUAUUUUAUCAUUUAAUAAAUAAUAUUAAUUAUGAUAAAUUUUUUGGAAAAAUUAAAACUUGUUUAUUUCAUUCAUUAAAAAUUGAGAAAGUGGAUUUAAAAAUAUUAAAUUUGGAAUUAUGUCAUAAAUUUUUUUUUACAAAGAUUUCUUAUUGUAAUAAAUUUUUUUAUGAAUUUUUAAAUAAUAUUUUAGAUUGUUUCAUAUCACUCAGUAUCCAGAAUCAAAUAAAGAAUGUGAAAUAUAUUUUCUUGUUAUUUAAACAUAAGGCUAAAUAUAAGAGGGAAAAAAAAAAAUUGCUCCAGUUAAAGAAAAAGGGCAUAAAAAUUAUGCACGCAGAAAUAAAAAAUAAUAAAAGUUUAAAGGAUGAUAAGCAAGUAGCCAACAUGGAAUUUAAGAAUUUUAAAGAAAAUAAUGAUAACAAAAUAAAAUUUGAUAACAUAAAAAAUUUUGAUAACAAAAAAAAUGUUCAUAGUAACAAUAGUUAUAGUAGUGACGUUAGUGAUAAUAAUUAUGAACCCAUUAGUUGUCGAAAUAUGAGAAACAAUUUAAGAGAUCCGUAUUUAAUAAAAAAAGGCAUAAGAAUAAAGCUUGAUGAAAAUACAAAAAUAGAAAUAUAUAAAAAAUUAUUUCAAUGUCUUUAUAAUUUUAUGGAUGAAAUAAUAUAUAACUCGUUACAAGUUGAUUUAAUUAAUUUGUAUACACAAAUAUUGAAAAACAUUAUUUUUGUAAUAAAAAAGAAAAUAACAUUAACAUUGGAAAUUAUGUUAAUAAUAAAUAAACUUAUAAAAAAAAUUAUUCAGUUAAUUAAUGAAAAUAUAUUAAAUAUAAAAAAUGUGAAAGUUUUAAAUAUGAUAUAUUAUUUUAUUGUAUUAAUUAUAUCUUUAUGUUUAAAAGAAAGGAAAUAUUUUGACUUUUUUAAAAAAAAAAUAAAAAUGGAUAUUUUACAAUGGCUUCAUUAUACGUUUGUAAUAUAUUGGUAUGUGUUAUUAAAAGAGAAUUUUUUUAAUAUCCCAUCUGUUAUGGAAAAUGAAAAAAAUAAAAUAAAAAAUAUUUAUUAUAAACAUGAAGAUCUGUGUGAACAGAAUAUUAGUAAUAAUAUAUUAAGUGACAAAUUAAAAGCAUGUACAUCUAAUGGUGAUGAUAUAAACUGUGAUUCCAUGGGAAAUAAAUCAAGUACAAACGAAAAGAAACAUAAUAACAAUAAUAAUGAUAACAAUAAUAAUGAUAAUAAUAAUGAUGAUGAUGAUGAUAAUAAUAAUAAUAAUUUAUUAAAUGUAUGUAAUUUACAUAAUAAUAAUAUGUGUGAUGACAAAACUUUUCAUUAUAAGAAUAAUAAAAAAUAUGCGAAGAAAUAUUUCUUGUUAUUAAUAUAUUACUAUGAAAUUUAUAUGAACAGAACAAAUAAUAAUAUAGUACUAAAUUAUUAUAUAAAUAUAAAAAAAAAAAGUACUGAACAAAAUACCGAACAAAAUAAAAACUUACAUAAAACAAUUAUGAAUAAAAUUGAAGCAUAUACAAUAUCCAUGUUUCAUAAGAAUAAUGAUGAUACUGAAAAAUGUGCUGAAUAUAUUAUUAAUUAUUUAUUAAGUUUUUCAUAUAAUAGUAUUGAAAAGAUUAUUCAUUUAUGUUAUAAUAUUAUUUUAUUAUCAUAUAAAGAUAAUGUCGAUUUAUAUACAAUGAAGAAUGAAUAUUUAUAUAUACAAAAGAAUAAAAAGGAUAAGAAUAAAGAUGAUUUUAUAUUAUAUUCUUUUAAAUAUUUUACAGCACCAUUUCUUUUUUUACCACUAGUAGAUUGUACAAAGUUUAUAAAUAAUGAUUUUUUUUUGAAAAGUUUUUAUUCAUUUUUUAAAGAAGAAGAAGAAGAAGAAAAAAUUAUUAGUACUAUAAGAUUUUUACAUAAGGAGAAAGAAUAUGUGAAGAUGAUAAUUUCAAAUAGUAUGUUUGAUAACUUUAUUAAUACUUUAUUAUAUGUGUUAUAUAAUUAUAGUGACGAAUUUUUUGUGAAUAAUUGUUUGUUCUUCUUUUGUAUGUUAAAGGAAAAUCAGAGGGAUAUCUUAAAAAGGAAAGAUGAUAAUAAUAAUAAUAAUAAUAAUAAUAAUAAUAAUGAAUGUGGUGACAUGUUCAAUGUAUCAGGUGACAAUACUAUUUUUUUUAAUGACAUGGUUGAAGAUGAUAAGAGUGAGGAUGGUGAUAUUCAUAAUUUCCAAAAUAUUAUGAACAAAAAAAUGAACAAUAUUAAAAAAGUGCUAAUUGAUUAUUUUAUACAUAAAAAUAAUUCUUAUAUGUUAUCAUUUGAUAUUUUGAAAAUUUUAUAUUUCUUAUAUGAACAUACAAAUAUAAAAUUAUUAAUAUUUAUAUAUUAUUUAAUUAUAAAUUGUGUAAAUAUAUUUGAUUGGAGGGGAAAAACAAAAAAUUCCUUCUUUUUAAAUACGAGAGAAGCUAUUGUUUGUAUUAACAAAAUAAUGGGUGUAAAUUAUAUAAAACAUAUGGAUAUAUCGAAGAAAGCAAAUGAAAAUUUAUAUAUAGAUAUAGAUAACAAGAAAUAUUUAUUUGUUAUAAAUGAUGAAUAUAUAUAUAAAGAACAUUUUGUUCUUUUCUUUUUUAAAUUAAACUUGUAUGAAACAAUAAAAGUAUGUGAAAAUUGUGUAUACGAUUUGUUAGUGGAUUUGCAAAACGUACAGGAAGAAAAAAAAAAAAAAAAUCAAGAUGAUGGUGAUGAUGAAGAAGAAAAAAAAUAUUAUGUUAUAUUGAAUAAUUUAAAAUAUACAAAUAUAAUAUUAAUUAUAAAAAAUAUAUCUUAUAUUAUUGCUAAUAUGAAAUUACAUUGUUCUCAUGUGCCUUUGGAAAAUAUAAAUAUUGCAUGCAUAAAAUUGAAUUAUUUAUUUUGCCUUAUUCAAAAAUUAGACAAGGUUAAUGAAAGUGUAUGUGACAAAAUAUUUAAGAUAAUAAAAAUAAUUACCUUGUAUUAUUUUGUAUGCUUUUAUAUGUGUCCUCCACUUUUUUAUGAUACCAAUAUGGAAAUGGAUGAGAAGGAAGAUGAUAAUAAUUGUCUUAGUUAUGAUAGUAAUUGUCUUAGUUAUGAUAAUAAUUCUCUUAUUUAUGAUAAUACCUCAGGGGAAGAAGAAACAAAAAAGUUACACAAAAGAAAAUUUUGUGAAAUAUCAAAUUAUAUAGAAGAUGAUGUUCAUUUCAAAACACAUCAUAAUGAUGAGAAAAAUAAUUUGAAUGGUAUAUCAGAUAUAAGAGAUAUUGAAAAAGAAGAUGACGACAAGUAUUUUAUUUAUAAUAGAAAUAUAAAAGUUAAAGUGGACAUUUCAGUAUUUCCUUUAUUUUUAAAAAAUUAUUUUAAUAAUUAUAUGAAUAUAAAAAAUGAAGGAAAGGUAUAUGGUUUAGAGGAUAUAUUGCCUGAUUUUUUUUGUAUUGAAUUUUUUAAUAUAAUAUUAGAAACAGAAAUAUAUUAUUAUGUACCUAUAAAUAAUAAUAAGAACUUUGAAAAUGUUAUAUAUGAUAAUAAUGAAGAAAGUUAUAAUUUAAUUACUCAUAAAUAUAUUGAAGAAUUAAUAAAUAAAUAUGAAAAACAUAUUAAUUUUGUAAGUUAUAAAAAAUUAGUAUAUUUACCAAUAAGAAAAAUUAUCAAAUUAUUAAUUGUUUCUUUAUUCAAAAUGUCAUAUAAUAGAAAUAUAUUUUUUGAUCCUCUUUCAUAUAAUAUGAAAAAGGAUAUUAUAUUGAAUAUUUUUCUGGAUAAUUUGAAUUUUGUUCUGAUAUUUUAUUAUUUUGUAUCUUAUAUAAUGAAUCGAAUGAACUAUUUUUUGAAUGCUUCCUUUUCACUGAGAAAUUAUUAUUCUUUCUGGUUUUUUGUGGAUAUCAUUCUGUGCUGCUAUUGCAUUAAAGAAGAAAAGAUGAAGAAACUAAAAUUAUCAUGGUCAAAGGAAUAUGAAGAAAUUAAUCUCAUAUUAAAUGAAGCAUUAAUAGAUUUAAAUAAAAAGUUGAAAAAUAUGCUGGAUCUUAUUUUAAAACAUGAUGAAAGAUAUAAUUUGAUAAAUAAUAUAGGGAAGAUUUAUGAACAAUUAUAA